Messenger RNA from Paramecium tetraurelia, 708 nucleotides. RefSeq lists its product as uncharacterized. NCBI's taxonomy places the organism in Eukaryota, Ciliophora, Oligohymenophorea, Peniculida, Parameciidae. The record is from RefSeq and is a predicted model, not a curated record. The transcript has 4 exons. Gene Ontology annotation, cellular component: GINS complex. Gene Ontology annotation, biological process: DNA-templated DNA replication; double-strand break repair via break-induced replication.
AUGAUCAUACCUACAUAAGACUUACCUUUUAAUUCCUUACAAUAAGUGGGACAAAGAGAUGUAAAUCAAGACAUAUUUGAUUUAAUAUAUUGGGUUCAAUAAGAAAUACUAAGUCCUGAAUUGUUGCCAUAUUUUGAUGUUUCGAAAAUUCAGGAUACUUUAAAAGGGUAGUUGGAAUCAAUCCAAGAUCUAAAGAGAGAAUUGUCUAAGCAUAAUAAAUAACGAGAUACUCAAUAUUUGACACUGCAUGUAAUUGAAUUGGAGAGGAUCUAAUAUUUUUAUCAAUAAUAUUUAAGAACAAGAAUGUAAAAGUUGAUCUCAAAUGCGUUCUAUUAUUAUAACAAUAUUGGAGAAUAUCAAAUGAGUUUGAGAGAGAAAGAAUUCUUAAAAACAUUGGUUGAAAAACAAGCAGACUAUUUAUUCACAAAUUGUUUAUAAUAUUAUCAGAAAACUUAGAGAAACUUUGGAGUGAGAUUGGAUAAUCAAAAUUAAUCGCAAUAAAGUUAAUAGGAUGAUAAAAUCAAUGUACAAAAGCCAGAUGUUAAUUAAUAUGUAGUAAUUCAUGUGAAUACAUCAAGAACUAUACAUGUUGGGUCUAUAGCAUUGAGUGAAAAUGACAGCGCCUUAGUUUCAUAUGACGACAUAAAGUAGUUAUCAUACGUUAUUCUUAGAUUCAUGGUACCAAUUAAGAGUGUGACAUUGAUUUGA